This is a messenger RNA of Penicillium cosmopolitanum, 1158 nucleotides long. Its product is annotated as MFS general substrate transporter. The record is from RefSeq and is a predicted model, not a curated record. Gene Ontology annotation, molecular function: transmembrane transporter activity. The coding region runs from base 1 to 1158 and encodes 385 amino acids. Lineage: Eukaryota; Fungi; Ascomycota; Eurotiomycetes; Eurotiales; Aspergillaceae. Gene Ontology annotation, biological process: transmembrane transport. The transcript has 4 exons.
AUGUUGGUUGUACUCAACAGCAGCAUGGGGAGUUCAUUGACAGGUAACGCCAUUCAAUACAUCUCGAAGGAAUUUGCGGUGAAUUCACAAGUUCAAAAGGCUUUGCCAAUAUCCAUGUUUCUAGUCGGCCCGAUUGUAUGGGCGCCCCUCAGUGAAGAGUAUGGCCGCCGACUCAUUGUCAUUGUGACAUUUCCUCUCUUUGCGGUCUUCACCAUGGCCUGCGCCUUAGCUCCUAGUUGGCCGGCAUUUCUGGCAUUCAGACUCUUGGCAGGGAUGCUGGGAAGCUCAAUCGUGGCACUGGGUCCGGGUAUCAAUGUUAACAAGAGACAGGUCACUGGAUUUGGACCUAUGCUGGGACCCAUCGUUUCGGGAUUUAUCUCACCAGCCCUAGGCUGGCGCUGGUCCUUCUGGAUCGCUCUGAUAUUUGCCGGAGUGACACUUAUCUUUGUCUUGUGGUUUCCGGAGACUUAUCAGCCUGUCCUUGUGAGAACUUAUGCCCCCAAUCAUUUGCCCGAAUCACCAAUGGAAGAUCCUCAGUCCUUCAAGCACCGGAAUCGGGAGUGGAGAUCAAUUCUCCGCGGAGUUCUACUACGGCCGCUUCAUCUUCUUUUCACAGAACCCGUGCUUGCUGCCUGCUCUAUGUACCUGGCACUUUGCUACUCUAUAUUUUAUAUGUCAUUCGCGGUCUUCCCCUACAUUUUUCAGGAAGUCUACUCUUUAUCGCCAGGUCAGUGUGGAUUGGUUCAACUGACAAUCGGUGCCGGUUGUGCCCUGAGUCUACCAAUCUAUUGGGCAUACGAGACGGCUUUUCUCGGAGUUGUUGACAUUUCUUCUGCACGCAACAAACAGGAGCUUUAUCGCUUGCCACUUGCGUGUCUGGGUGGUCCUUUAUUCGUGAUAUCCCUUUUUUGGCUGGGGUGGUCUUCUCGUGACGAUGUUUCCUUCGCUGUACCAAUGAUGGCUGGCAUUCCCUUUGGGAUAGGCUUCAUGAACUAUAUAACCGACGCUUAUCGACUUUAUGCCGCAUCUGCCAAUGCUGCUUCAAGUUGCAGUCGUUCAUUCUUUGCAACGUUCCUACCCCUUGCCAGUUACCCUAUGCUCUCACACCUUGGGAUUGCUGGAGCUUGCAGUUUGCUAGGGGGGGGCUCAGUGCAUUAA